This is a messenger RNA of Populus nigra (black poplar), 979 nucleotides long. RefSeq lists its product as uncharacterized. NCBI's taxonomy places the organism in Eukaryota, Viridiplantae, Streptophyta, Magnoliopsida, Malpighiales, Salicaceae. Bases 186 to 878 code for a protein of 230 amino acids. The record is from RefSeq and is a predicted model, not a curated record. The transcript has 7 exons.
AAGCAAACCGACUCGCUUGGCUUCAGAAUAAAAGUAGCCGCGCAACAACUCGUAAAUUUUGAAAACGCUUCCAAGACCUGAGAUUCAUCGUCUUUUAACGAUCUCGGCUUUCCGUUUCUCUUCCUGCCCCCCCUUUUUUUCUCUUCCAGAACCCAUCUCUCCCAUGCUCUCUAACGGUUUUUUAGAUGGAGAAAGAAGUAAAAUCUUCUUCCAAGACGUGUCUAAAUUCCAUCAAAGGUGGAGCCUCAGCAUUGGGACAGUCCAAGAGAACUGGGAAGUUUAAAAGAAGUAAAGUAGCUUCUGUUUUCCACCUAAAUGUGGAGAAUGCCUCUAAUUGGUUACAGAGAAAUCAAUCGAGGAGUACUGCAGCUGCUAAUGACUCAGAAGAUCUUAGUGACAUCGAUGAUGCUGAGAUUGCUGGAUACCUUCUUCACAAUGAGAAAGAGAUGGAAUUCAAAAGAACCCUUUGGGAAAUGAUGAACAAGAAAUAUUUGAAGGGGAAACAACUGAAAGGAGCUAGAAAGGUAAAGAAAAGAACACCUUCUAAGAAAGCCAUUAAAAUUGCUGGCCAGACAGAGAAUAAGACGAGAUCGAGUUCGAAAAUCAACUAUGAUGUCUUGAAGAAGCUAUUGGAUGAUGAGCCUGAGGAGGUUCCUGGAAAGGUAGAAGACAGCAAAGACUCUAAUGCCAAUUAUGCUGACUCACAGCAGGUGGACGAGAACUCCAUCCCUGAAGGACACAGUUCUGGUGCUAGUGAAGAAAAUGACGAGCACGAACAUGAUUAUGGAGAGACUGAUGCCGGCAACAAUGACUACUACAAUGAUAUGUAUUUUGAAAAUGAAGAGGAUGAUUAUCACUACGCUGAGGAUUAUGACUGAGGCAUGCUAACACAUAAUUUUUUUUUGUUGAUUGUAAGAUUUCGACACAUUCAUUCAUUUAUGGUCAAUAUUCACUGGCUACCAUUAGUCCUUUUGAUUUC